Paraphaeosphaeria sporulosa is the source of this 906-nucleotide messenger RNA. RefSeq lists its product as uncharacterized. The transcript is spliced from 2 exons. The coding region runs from base 261 to 737 and encodes 158 amino acids. The record is from RefSeq and is a predicted model, not a curated record. Lineage: Eukaryota; Fungi; Ascomycota; Dothideomycetes; Pleosporales; Didymosphaeriaceae.
ACCGCCUUUGCACGUUGAUUGUCUCAAUGUCCUGUUCGCCAUUAGGACGCUAUCGUACUAUUCCACACCUGAGCCUAACACGAAUCGCUUGCGCUCACCCUUGCCUACCCGCCUCUCUUGGAUCUCGGUCUUUCACCGGUAGUCCCCACCAGGACUUGCAAUCAGAGCUUGCUGUGUACCUGCAACAUAGGACGAGCGUGCAACAGAAGAAGUACAGUCGGAGCAUCAAAGUCCCAGGUCCACCCAGUAACCAAAAAACAAUGGCAUUCCUCCUUCCCGGUCUCCGCCGCGGCCUCGUGCUGUCGACUCCAUUCAUCCUCUCGGCACCACUUCUAGUACAAACCAUGAGACGACCCGUCCUCUGCGACGGCCCUGACCCUCUGUCAAAAAUUACGUCGGAUCUUAAGAACAGGUACGCUGGCGAAGCACAAACGCCAGUAAUCAAGACCUCAGGCGCGCCGAAUCCCCGAGCACUCCGCCAAGUCAGCAUGGGCAGCAUCCUGGGCGUUCUCGCGGGCCUGGGUGUAAGUGUUUUUAGCAAGCCGCUAGCAAUAUUGAUAGGGCUGGGUGUUAUUUGUAUCCAGCUCCUUGAAAGUCGCGGUAUUCAUCUCGUCCCGUACUCCUUCCUGCAGCGAAGACUCAAAGAGACGAAUGUACGGUCGUUGAUUCAGGAUAACGCUGCUUUCAAGCUCUCCUUUGGCGCGACAUUUGCGCUGGCCGCGUUCGCAGAAUUUUGAGAAGGUCGGAGGAAAUCGCUGUCGUCGGCCAUGAUCGUGGAUCGCAUCAAUAGUUGAAGCGAUGUCCCGGGUGCAUCGUCUGCGGCGCGAGCUGCAUUUGAAGCUGUUUGCAGCCCUGCCAGAAUGUCUUGACCGCUUCCUUAAAUGCAGUCGAGUUCUUUGCAUUCCU